Messenger RNA from Pelodiscus sinensis (Chinese soft-shelled turtle), 5021 nucleotides. NCBI's taxonomy places the organism in Eukaryota, Metazoa, Chordata, Testudines, Trionychidae. The record is from RefSeq and is a predicted model, not a curated record.
AUGGGCUCCAGCCCCGGAACCGUUUUCAUUGUCCUCCGCUGGGCUGUCUCCACUGCGCCCUCUCACCUGGCCCGGCCCGUCCCUCUGCCCCCUGCGGCCCGGCCCUCCCACCGUGCUCUGCAGUGCUGCCUCCCUCGGCCCGGUCGCUUGCAAUCGGAAAGCUGCCGACGCCGUCUGGCCUUCCAGGAGCUGCCAGGUGCACCCAUUGUGCCAGUUGUCCAGACCCGGUUCAGCGAGGAGCCGGAGGACCAGACGGUGGUGGCCGGGCAAAGGCUGGUCCUGUCCUGCGUGGUGCUGAACUACUCCGGGAUCGUGCAAUGGACCAAAGAUGGCCUGGCGCUGGGCAUGGGGCAGGGACUGAAAGCCUGGCCGCGCUACCGGAUCAUCGGCACAGCGGAAUCCGGGCAAUACAACCUGGAGAUCACCGACGCCGAGCUCUCGGAUGACGCCUCGUACGAAUGCCAGGCCACGGAAGCGGCGCUGCGCUCCCGGCGGGCCAAGUGCCGCAGAAAGAUCUGCAAGUCCAAGACAAAGCUCCGGGACCAGGGAGUCUGGUCCCCCUCCACCCGCUCUCACCGGCCGCGAUGUCCUGGGUGUAUUGUGGGCAGCAGAGGGCGCGGAGUCUGCCAGCAAAGCCUCCUGCCUGGACCUGAGCCAACCCGGCACUCACCGGCCUCUCUCUCUCCUCUGCCGCUAGUUCCCCCCGAGGACCCGGUGAUCGACGGUGCCCCCGAGAUCCUGCUGCGGGCGGGCACGCCGUACAACCUGACGUGCCGGGCUCGCAGCGCCAAGCCCGCCGCCACCAUCGUCUGGUUCCGGGACGGGCUGCAGCAGGAGGGAGCCAUCGCCAGCACGGUACGGGGCCCAGCCGCCCAGACUUUGCCUGUGCCCAGGACACGAGGCUGGAAGCAAACGAGCCUCUCACUAUGUCUUCCCUUCCCCCCCCCCCAGGGGGAGGAGCCUCUCGCUGUGUCUUCCCCCCCUCAGGGGGAGGAGCCUCUCGCUGUGUCUUCCCCCCCUCAGGGGGAGGAGCCUCUCGCUGUGUCUUCCCCCCCUCAGGGGGAGGAGCCUCUCGCUGUGUCUUCCCCCCCUCAGGGGGAGGAGCCUCUCGCUGUGUCUUCCCCCCCUCAGGGGGAGGAGCCUCUCGCUGUGUCUUCCCCCCCUCAGGGGGAGGAGCCUCUCACUAUGUCUUCCCUUCCCUCCCCACCAGAGGGAGGAGCCUUUUGCUGUUUCUGCCCUGCCCUCCCACAGGGGGAGGAGUCUAUCCUCGGAUCUGCUCUCCCUCCACCCUCAGAGGGAGGAGCCUCUCGCUGUGUCUGCCCUCCCCCCCCUCCCGGGGAGGAGGGGAUCCUCGGAUCUGCUCUCCCUCCCCUCCAGGGGGAGGAGUGUUUCAUUGUCUGCACUCUCUCCAGGUGGGCCAAAGGCGGUGUGAUCAUUGAGGAAGCCAAGGAGAGCAAGUAUGAGACGCAGGUGGAUUAUUCCUUCUUCACGGAGCCCGUCUCGUGCGAGGUGCACAACGACGUGGGGAGCACCAAUGUCAGCACGCUGGUGGACGUGCACUUCGCCCCUCGGAUCGUGGUGGACCCCAAGCCCAUGACCACUGACAUCGGCUCGGACGUGACGCUGACGUGUGUGUGGGCCGGCAACCCCCCGCUGACCCUCACCUGGACCAAAAAGGAAUCCAACAUGGUGCUCAGCAACAGCAACCAGCUGUACCUGAAGUCAGUGACGCAGGCCGACGCGGGGCAGUACGUCUGCAAGGCCAUCGUGCCCCGGAUCGGCGUGGGCGAGCGGGAGGUUGCCCUCUUUGUCAAUGGCCCCCCGAUCAUCUCGAGCGAGGCCGUGCGUGGCGACCGCGGGAAGGUGGAGUGUUUCAUCGGGAGCACGCCGCCCCCUGACCGCAUCGCCUGGGCUUGGAAGGAGAACAUCCUGGAAGCUGGCACGCUGGAGCGCUACACGGUGGAGAGAACCAACACGGGCAGCGGGGUUCUCUCCACCCUGACCAUCAACAACGUGAUGGAGGCCGAUUUCCAGACGCGCUACAACUGCACAGCCUGGAACAGCUUUGGGCCAGGGACGGCCAUCAUCCAACUGGAGGAGAAAGAAGUCCUGCCUGUGGGUAUCAUUGCCGGAGCCACCAUCGGAGCCAGCAUCCUCCUCAUCUUCUUCCUCGUCGCCCUGGUCUGCUUCCUCUACAGGCGCCGCAAAGGAAGCCGUAAGGACGUCACCCUGCGCAAGCUGGACAUCAAGGUGGAGACGGUGAACCGGGAGCCCCUGACGCUGCACGCGGACCGCGAGGAGGACACAGCCAGCGUCUCCACGGCAACCCGCGUCAUGAAGGCCAUCUAUUCGUCGUUCAAGGACGACGUGGACCUGAAGCAGGAUCUGCGCUGCGACACCAUCGACACGCGGGAGGAAUACGAACUCAAGGACCCGACCAACGGCUACUACAACGUCCGCGCCCACGAGGAGCGCCCGUCAUCCCGCACCGUGCUCUACCCCGACUACCGCACCCCGGGCCCCACCCGCUACGACACCCGCCCCUCCUCCCGCCUCUCCCACUCCAGCGGCUACGCCCAACUCAGCACCUACAGCCGGGGGCCCCCCACGGACUACAGCACCGAGCCGGCCCCGGGGCCCCCGCCAGGCCCCGCCGCAGGCGAGACGGCCAGCCAGCUCUCCUACGAGAACUACGGGGGGCAUCCCGCCUUCCCGCCCAGUGCCGGCUACGCCACCUACCGCCUGGGCUACAGCCAGCCCCCCCCGCCCAGCCUGGACCGCGCCCCCUACGACGCCUACGACCCCAUGAGCAAGUACGCCAGCGCCACCCGCUUCUCCUACACCUCCCAGCACUCGGACUACGGACAGCGCUUCCAACAGCGGAUGCAGACUCACGUCUGAAGGACCUGGGGGGAGGGGGCGACGAUCCUCACCGGGGACAUGCAGGAGGUGGGGGGGGUCGCAGGUACUUUGUGACUGUCCUCUGAUAUUCAGGGGCUUUUCCGUGCCCGCCCCCGCCCGGCAGCCGGAUUCCCAGUCUGCCCGGUGACUGCACCCCUCUCCGCCCUGCAUUCACGGGGCCUUGGCAUCCAGCUGUCUCCUCUUCCGCCAUCUGAGCUUCCAGCCAGCUGCCCCUCCUGGGGUCUCCAUUCGUCCUUUUCAGCCCGUGGCUCCGGGCGCCUGACUGCAAGGAAAACAGAUGGGGGGGGGGAGCCUGUGAAGCCCCUCACCCUGCCCCGGUCCUGCCCAGCUCUGCUCCCAGUGGGCUGGAGGCCGGCUAAGGAGCGCUGGUAGCUGCAGGAGGAGAACCCCUCCCUCUCCCUGGAUCCCCACCCCCCACCCCAUCCUGCUCCAAGCGAGACUCUGGAAACUUGCCCCGGGCUGUGCUGGGCCGACCCGAUUUCUUUGCCACGCGUUGGAUCUUUCAGGGGAGACGGGACGCGAGCUGACCCCAGGCCGGGGGUGAAAGGUUGUGAAGGGGGGGGGGUUGGGGGGCAGCGAAGGAGCCAGGGUCAAUGGCAGGGGGGGAAGCAGAAGGCAGACUAGGCUGUGCAUGCUCCCAGGAGAUCCCUGGAGUCUGCAGCUGGCUCCUGUGCGCCUCCUCCCCUAGGAAGUGGCAGAGUUGUAGUGCCACGGGCUCCCAGGGCCCCUGGCAUGCCACGGCGGGCAUGGCGGAUGCUGCAAGGGGUGAGGCGCCUGUCAGCUAGCAGGCCGGAUAACCCCGCCGGAGCCAAUCGGCCAGCCCAGGAGUAAACCAGCCCCCGAAUGGGCAAAGGGCUCUGAUCCAGCCGGGCCCUGAACCUCCUCCGUGCCCGUGUUCCCUGUACACGGAGCGCGUGGGCGGCCACCAGGAGAGAUUCCAACCCCACCCAGCCUGAUUGGCAGAGGCAACAGGGGGUUCUUCUGGUGGUGCACAUCUGCACAGGCCUCUUCACAGAACAAAAUUUAUUCUGCACACAGGGGGUUGCAGGGGGUGGGGGGAAUGGGAAGGAACGUUGCUCAGUGCAGGAUCAGGUAUUAAUGUGGAAAACCAGCCUGGAGCAAUGGCUCUGGACCUAGUCCUUACCUGGGACCCCCAUCCAAUACCAGAGCCCCCACUUCCAUGCAGUCACCCUGUGGCCGAUGGUGGCAUCUCUUGUCCCAUAUCCAGGUCCCUUAAACCAAUACCAGGCUCCCUCUUCCCUGCCAGCCCUACAUCCAAGUGCUUCCAUUCACAACAGCACAAGCCAGACCCUGGCCAGUCAAUAGCCCUCGGGGAAGCUGGGACCCCUUGCUGCUCACACCCCACAUUGUCUCCCUCCCCCCCAUGGGGUCCCUCCUUGAGACGAAAGCAGGUGGCCAGGGGGCUCUGAUCUCUUCCCCACAAGCUUGUCCGUCCAGGGCUGAGCUGGCUCCGUCCCCCGUCCCUAGCACUUUGAAUACGUUUGCUUCGGUUUAUGUUGGGGGGGGGGUAUAUACAUAUAUUUUAUAUUGGGGGAGGGUUGGUUGUUUUCCUCCGAAAGGGCCGAUUGGAAUCCUGCCUCUUCCGCCACUUCCUGUGCCUUUGUCGUUCAGCUUCCUUUGAGCCGUCCACGGUCGUGGUUGAACUGCGCGAAGGGGAUGGGGGCAUUCAGUGUUUUAGGGGACCCAGGGCGGGGCAGCCAGAGGCUCAUGUCACCCUGCCAUGCAUGGGCCCUGCCUCUGCAAAAACAUGGUCCUCAGUUUGCAGGCAGGGCUUCCCUGGUAGCUUGAGGGAUGGAGAGCUGUGCUUUUAAAACUCAAGGUUGUGAGUUUGAAUCCCUGCAGAUGCAGCCUCUAUUGGUGACACAGCCUUUCUAGAGCUGCCUUUUGAUUUCCUAGCCUCGUUGUUUUGGCGAGGGGCAUCCUUCCGGCUAAAGUAUCCCAGCAAAACUGCCCCUCCCCGCCCCCCCGCUGCUCCACAGUCAUGCCCAGCUUGCGCCUCAAAACACUGCUCUCCCUCCUGGCUGGGCAGUAGAGUUGCCAGAUACCUUCACCAAAAAUCCCGAACAGGCAGGGAAAAA